Messenger RNA from Anopheles merus, 1473 nucleotides. RefSeq lists its product as uncharacterized. The transcript is spliced from 5 exons. The coding region runs from base 1 to 1473 and encodes 490 amino acids. The record is from RefSeq and is a predicted model, not a curated record. NCBI's taxonomy places the organism in Eukaryota, Metazoa, Arthropoda, Insecta, Diptera, Culicidae.
AUGUCGGCCAAAGACAAGCGCAAGUCAGGAUCCACGUAUAGAUCCAUAGAAGCCAAUAAUAAAAAGCUUGAUGCUGAAUUGUUUGGAGAGAGUAGUGAAGCUGGGCCAAGUAAUAUUCAGACAGCUACGUCAAAUGUAGAGUUCAGUGAACACCCGCAUUGUGAGAACCAUCCUUGUCCAUUUGAUGAAUACAUCUUGCAAGAAGAAUACGUCAGUCAUUUGAUUACUAUCGAUGCAUUCGACGAUAUGGAAGUAUAUGAAGAGGUCAACGAAGAUUACGAUGAAGCUGAGGAAACUAUACACACGAUGUACCACCAAGAUAUUGAUGGUUGGCAACUUUUUGGUGAAUCGAAACCAAAGAGUGUUGAGGAAUAUCUGCGUCCGCUAGUCGACGAGCUAAAUGGGUUGAUGGAUAAUGGCAUUGUAAUAGCCAAUAAGCCAAUCGAAAUACACGUUAGAGCUUUCAUCGCGGACUCACCAGCACGAGCAUUCAUAAAAGGUUCAGUUUACUUCAACCACACACAUGGUUGCCAAAAAUGUACGGUGCAAGGAAAAUAUCACAGCGCACACCGAGUUACAUGUUUCCCGGGAAUGGAUCAUCCAGCAAGAACGCAUGAAGAUUUCGUCCAAUCAAAUUACGGAGCACAUCAUCGGGAAAAAACGCCUCUCAUGGAUCUUAAGAACUUUGACAUCAUAAAGCAGAUUAUUAUAGCAGAUCGUUUGCACCUCUUUGACUACGGCGUAACAAGAACAAUGCUGAAAGGAUGGAAAUCAGACAAAUUAGGAGGGGGUGCCAAGUGGUCUGAAGACACAAUAAGCAAGAUUGAUGCUUUGCUGAAGGAGGUGGAACUUCCUUUAGAGUUUCAUCGCAAACUCCGUUCUGUUGAAGACAUUGGAUUGUGGAAAGCUAGUGAGUUCCAAAUGUUUCUACAUUACGCGAGUUUUAUCGUUUUGAAGGAUGUAUUAACAGAUGUACAGUAUGACCAUUUUAUGAAAUAUUACUGUGCGGUAACAUUGUUAUCAUCCGAAGUGUAUAAGAAUGAUUGGCUUGAGGCGAAAUGCUUGCUAAAAGAGUUCGUUUUAGACUAUGGUGUUAUCUACGGGGAACAUUGCAUCACCAGCAAUAUACAUAGUUUGUUGCAUGUGUAUGAUGAUGUAGACAAAUUCGGCCCGCUUUACACCAUUUCAUCUUAUCCCUUUGAAAGUAAGCUCCAGCAUGUUAAGAACUGUCUUCGAAACGGUCAUAAGGUUUUGGUGCAGGCUGCAAAUAGGAUAUCGGAGCAAAAACCAAGUACUGCGUCAUCAAAUAGAACAAAUCUCUCUUUUCCAUUUUUGAAAACCAAAACUAAUGGAGUAGCAUUGCACAUAAAUCCACAAUCAACUCUUUCUCCUGGUUUUCAGUCCAAUUGGUUUUUGACUCAUGAUAACUACAUAGUUAAAUAUUGUAGCGCAGAACAAAAGAUUCAACUAUAA